This is a messenger RNA of Adineta steineri, 834 nucleotides long. The record is from the annotation of a GenBank genome assembly. Lineage: Eukaryota; Metazoa; Rotifera; Eurotatoria; Adinetida; Adinetidae.
AUGAUGAUCAUUACUACUAUCCUUUGUAUAUUAAUCGUUUUUGCAAAUGCUCGAUGGACUGAAAAUGAUUGUGGUAAACGUCCAAUAGAACCUUUUCUUGCUAAUAAUGAUACAGUUGUCGGUGGAAUUCAAGCCAUGCGUGGUGAUUGGCCAUGGUCUUGUUCUAUGCGUUAUAAUGGACGUCAUAUCUGUGGCGGAUCUCUUAUAAAUACCAAUUGGAUCGUUUCUGCUGCACACUGUGUUACGUCGACCUUACCAACUGCUUAUAUUUGGUAUUGUGGUGGUCAUGAGUUACAAGUUAAUGAAACAUAUACACAAGUAGUUCAUACAAAAAGAGUUAUUCCACAUUCAGCAUAUGAUAGUCAAUUGAUUCGAAAUGAUAUAGCACUUUUUGAACUUAUUAGUCCAGUCAUACUUACUGAUUAUGUUCUACCUGUUUGCUAUCCUUCUAUAAAUGAUACCUAUGAACAUGAAAUAUCUAUGGCUACAGGUUGGGGAACACCGGUUGUAGGUGGUAAUCUGUCGAAUGUUCAUAUGGAAGUUGAAAUGCCAGUUUUAACUGAUACGGCGUGCAAAGAUAAAUAUAGACAAUUUGGUAAUAUGCUAGAUAUUACAACCCAAAUCUGUGCUGGUAGAAAGGAAGAAGGCAAAGAUACUUGUCAAGGUGAUUCAGGUGGCCCAUUAAUUGUUAGACAUACUGAUAACGAUUGGUAUUUAAUUGGUUUAACAUCAUGGGGUCUUGGUUGUGGUGAAGGUGGUGUUUAUACUCGUACUUCAGCCUAUCGUGAUUGGGUUUUAUCAUAUACUGGUUCACUACCGAACAGUCCGGUUUAA